CGCCGCGGCAACAGUCUCCGCCGUGAGGGACCGGGCCGCCUUGGCCCCUCCGCUUGCCGUCUUUUCCGGCAGUUGGGGCGCUUCCUGUUGUUCGCACCCGUAACCGCCCCUCGGACCCUACCUCAGAGCCCUUCGGGCGUCCCGUCCCCUCGUCUGGUCGGCUGGCUGCUGGUGCUGGGGUUUCGCUUCUACUCACGUCGAGACCGCUGGCCCGGCCGGCGUUUGCGGCUGUCGGCUGCCCUCAGCCCUGCCUCCCCUGGGGCUCUGCAGCCAUGGCAAUGACAGGCUCAACACCUUGCUCGGCCAUGAGUAAUCACACAAAGGAAAGGGUGACAAUGACCAAAGUGACACUGGAGAAUUUUUAUAGCAACCUUAUCGCUCAACAUGAAGAACGAGAAAUGAGACAAAAGAAGUUAGAAAAAGUGAUGGAAGAAGAAGGCCUAAAAGAUGAAGAGAAACGACUCAGGAGAUCAGCACAUGCUCGGAAGGAAACAGAGUUUCUUCGUUUGAAGAGAACAAGACUUGGAUUGGAAGAUUUUGAGUCCUUAAAAGUAAUAGGCAGAGGAGCAUUUGGUGAGGUGCGGCUUGUUCAGAAGAAAGAUACAGGGCAUGUGUAUGCAAUGAAAAUACUCCGUAAAGCAGAUAUGCUUGAAAAAGAACAGGUUGGCCACAUUCGUGCGGAGCGUGACAUUCUAGUGGAGGCAGACAGUUUGUGGGUUGUGAAAAUGUUCUAUAGUUUUCAGGAUAAGCUAAACCUCUACCUAAUCAUGGAGUUCCUGCCUGGAGGGGACAUGAUGACCCUGCUGAUGAAGAAAGACACACUGACAGAAGAGGAGACUCAGUUUUAUGCAGCAGAGACAGUAUUAGCCAUAGACUCCAUCCACCAACUCGGAUUCAUCCACAGAGACAUCAAACCAGACAACCUUCUCCUGGACAGCAAGGGCCACGUGAAACUUUCUGACUUUGGCCUUUGCACAGGACUGAAAAAAGCACAUAGGACAGAAUUUUAUAGGAAUCUGAACCACAGCCUCCCCAGUGAUUUCACUUUUCAGAACAUGAAUUCCAAAAGGAAAGCAGAAACCUGGAAAAGAAACAGACGUCAGCUAGCCUUCUCCACAGUAGGCACUCCUGACUACAUUGCUCCUGAGGUGUUCAUGCAGACCGGGUACAACAAGCUCUGUGAUUGGUGGUCGCUGGGGGUGAUCAUGUAUGAAAUGCUCAUUGGCUACCCACCUUUCUGUUCUGAGACCCCUCAAGAGACAUAUAAGAAGGUGAUGAACUGGAAAGAAACUUUGACUUUUCCUCCAGAAGUUCCUAUUUCUGAGAAAGCCAAGGAUCUAAUUUUGAGAUUCUGCUGUGAAUGGGAACAUAGAAUUGGAGCCCCUGGAGUUGAGGAAAUCAAAAGUAACUCUUUUUUUGAAGGUGUUGACUGGGAACAUAUCAGAGAGAGGCCUGCUGCAAUAUCUAUUGAAAUCAAAAGCAUUGAUGAUACCUCAAACUUCGAUGAGUUUCCAGAAUCUGAUAUUCUUAAGCCAACAGUGGCAACAAGUAAUCACCCUGACACUGACUACAAGAACAAAGACUGGGUCUUCAUCAAUUACACAUACAAGCGCUUUGAGGGUCUGACUGCACGGGGGGCAAUACCUUCCUACAUGAAAGCAGCAAAGUAGUUUCCUUGAAAUGGGAUCCUAAAUCGAGCAGUUCUUUGUACAACAUCAUGGUUUUCUUCUCACAUAACUGUUUUGAAAGAGCUUCGAAGAGGUUUAUGGAACCUACCAACGUGUCAUGGUAAACUCCUGAAAUGUGAUAGUAAGUGGAUUCUCUUCCAUGAUGCAUCUGAUGACCUGUAGAACAAAGACAACCAUUUUUACUACAUCAGCCAUUAAUGGCUGUCCUGCUUCUUUAGAAGCAUCAUGAGCCAAUUUGAUGUUUUAAAAAAACUUGAGUUUUCCUAAGUUCAUCAGAAUGAAGGGGGAAAAACAGCCAUCAUCCAACAUUGAGAUUGUAACAUAUACUUACUGAGUAUCAGCCAAUUCCUGUGAUUUUGUGACAUAUGCUUGCUACCAAGCCCACCAAGUAUUUUUUUCUUUACAGCUAAAAGUUCCAUAGUACUAAGGAAAUACAGCAAUAAAGAAAGCUUCAGUAGCCAGCAUUCUGGCUGAAGGAAAUGAUCCACCAUUCUGAGUGGGUGAUGGUGGUAGUUUCUCCCCAAACCUCAGCCUCAGGCAAGUAGCUUUUUAUAGCCUCCAUUCAUGGUGCACUUUAUUUAUGGUACUAGGAUAAAGACCCUCAGUCCAUUUUGAUUUCCUUCUACCCAUCUGAAAUACUCAAACGCUGCUUUUCUGAGUGUUGAUGGGAAGAUACCAGCUUGAUCCUUUGUUGCUCUUAGAAGGCCCAAAAAGCCACUGGGCAUUGAUUGCCAGGGAGUCCUGGAUCACGUGGAAAAUCCUCACUUUCUCUUCACGGCUGUAUUAGAAAAUCCCUUUGGAUGUUGCCGUGGACUAGCAAUACCCACAAGUGCUGCCAAAAGGACCUCGGUUUAUUCCUGGGAACACAGCAAGGAGAGCCCAGGCAGAAGCAGGAGGCCUCGAACCCUCUUGGCUAAGGUGCUGCUCCUGCUCCGUGUCCAGACCUCCCUGCAAGUGGUGAAGGAACGAGCCCAAUACAAAGCGCAGAGCCAGCCUGCAAAUCCGUGCGAAGUUCACGCCUCAAUCUGGUGCAACUGUAUUUGUAUCCUCUUAGUAUUUCUCCUCUCCCAACUUUAAGUAACCAUUUUGCCUUGGAAUCAUGAUUACAAAUUUUUCCUUUGCAGAUGCCUUCCUGGGGGAUGGUCCUCUUCACCCUAAAGGGUCACGUGCAGGCCUGGGCUGACCAGGCCUCUCUGCUGUGGUGUUCUCUAGAGAGACCCUCUGAAUUUUAGCACAAAGUGCCUUUUCUUUCACAGCUGCCAUCGCCUUUAGAGGACUUUUGCUGCAUCAGAAAAAUGUGGAGGCUCCAUAUUAAUGCAUUAUUACUUUUAAAAAUUUUGAUAACUCUUAAAGCAUCAUUUGCACCUAUGUGGUAACUUUGCCUGUUGCAGAGUGUCAUAGCCAAGCCACAGCUGGGAGACUGCUUUCUGCCAGUCUUGAAGUUGUUAACAUCAGCUAUGAAAGGAAAGUAUGUCCUAGCUUAGCCAUUCAGAAAAGAAAAAGAAAAAUGGACUAUCAGAGUUACAGUAGUAAGUGAAACUGCUUUGGGUUUUAAUGUCUUAGAGGAAGAAAAAAGAAUAUUAGGGAAAUAUUAACUCUGGAUGAAGGUAAUGUGUUUCCCCUUAUUCUUUCAUUCAUGGUUUGCUAGUGAAAAGGAAGUGAGAUUCUUUUGUGUAACUUUGUAGCUUCUUUGGAUUACCAAAUAGUUGGGGUCUUGACCCCUAUGUGUUUUGCAAGAGUAUGUGGUAAGCAUGGACAAUGAGAGGUAAUGGGAGGGUGGUAGGUAGUCUGUGUGUUGGGGAGUGGCAGGGGAUAAUUUGUUUUUGGGGGGGAAUGCCCACAUUUUAACUUUUAAAUGUCUGAAUAAACUGUGUGAAAGCAAUAGUGUAAGUCUGUGGCUCAUAAUUCAAAGAGCCAGAGUGCUGAUGGCUUCCUCUGACCCUUUUGUCUGCAAACCGUUAAACGCUGAAGACCACCUUUAGGCAAAAUGCUUUACCAUCUCAGGGAAGAUGGGACCUGCUUUUUUGUUCCCUGAGAAGAAGUCUUCUGAACUGGAGUUCAUGUAAAGAGACUGUCUUCUGUUGGCCUCACGUCUAUGCUCUUUUCACCUGGCUCAGUGUUACUGGGCAGUGGGCACUCUUGCAGUAAGUGCAGUUAGGCCAAGGGGAGACCUGCCGACGAAAGUUCUGUAAACUGGUGGACCCUUUAUACAACUGUUUGUAGCUCAGCCCCAUUUUUUUUCAGCCUGGGGUUGACCAGGAAACUCACAAGCUCCCAGGAUGGACUUCUCAGCUCCCUGUGUCCACCAGAGCAGGGCUCUGUCUCUGGAUUUAGAUUUAAGGAGUCUUAUGGGUCCCACUUCUUACCUCCUUCUCUGGGUCAGGAAAAGGACCCUCAGGCAAAGAGGAAGGGGCAAAGACCAACCAGGGUGGGAACUGCAGGCAGAGGUUAGUUAAAUGCAGCCUAACAAUGUAUCGUCGUUCAAGGCUCAUGAGUUUCAAGAAACAUGUCGGGAACCACUGGCUCAGUGUUGGUCCUAUUCACAGCUAAUUCUGUGUCCCGUCUCUUAGGAGAAGUUAGAAAAUAAUAGAACUUGAACUGUACUGCAUACUAAAAUGAAACUGAAUGCUGAUGUCAUUCAGACUCCUUGAUUCAGGAGUACAUCAGAAUUUUCUUCAGUACCUAUUUAAGAAUUUCAAAAGUGAGAGGAAUCCUUUGGGAUUAAUGGUCAGGCUGUGAAACAGCAGAUUGCUAAUUUUAACGCUCAUCUGUAUAGUGUAGGAAUCCUCUGCCACUGAUUGCUACUACUGUUCUCUGAAUCAUUUCCUUGGAAAGCAUAUUUCCUGGAUCACCUUCUCCUGUUACUGUCUCCUGGGCCUCUGUGUGUAACCCAAACGGUGUUUUGAAUUGAAUGCAAAAGGAUUCAGUGAAUGGUAUUUUCCUUUCCUAGUUAGCAACCAUUUCCCUGGAAUGAUCUGUCAAAACCAACACUGACUUAAAAACAAGCCUCUUUAGGCAUAUUUUCAGAGAAAAACAUCUUGCCCACAUAAUACUUAAGCAUUCAUAAAAUACAGAGCUCAAUCCCAGGUACACUGGGGAUGCAAUAGGGAAGCCCACUGUGGUUCUGAACCACAGAUCAGUUUGAGGAGAGAAUUCCCAGCCACAAAGUUGGCUUAACAGAAUUGCAGCAUCAACUAUAAAGUUAUUAGUAUGUUAGUGUUGCUGUAACAGUACUAUUAAGCCAACCCUGAGUUGUUGGGAAGGUUAAGGAAGCUUCCCAGAGGUGUUAGUAAGUAGCAGUGAUUUGGCAGAGGGGAAGGUGAGCAGUGCAGGAUUUGGGAGGCUGGUAGGUAUGGUCCCGUGCUGUGACAGAGGCGUGGAGCUAUGAGUAAGUAUUGCUUCCUGAAAAACACUCUCCAGUCACUUUCGUUACUUCAUUUCCCUCUCACUUCAGUCUGGUUUCUUCCCCUUGUGUGAAACACAUUAGUAUUAAUUAUCCCAUGUGCAAAACGUGCUAGUACUAAUUUUAAUAAUCACUCCUCUGUUCACUGGCGUCCUAACUGCCACAUCCACUGGCUUCUCUUCAGCCCUCAUCUACCUGACCACCUGCUGCACUCACACUGUUGAGUUAAAACAAAAAACUCUGCUCCCAUCUCUCUGACUUCCUUCUUGGUAGUUCCUCUGCCACUGCCCAAAUGCUGGUGCUCCUCAGAGCAAUGCCUUUGCCUUUUUUUCACUCGUGUGAUCUCCCCCAUACUGUGGCUUCAGCUGCCGUUUUUGUGGUGAGAUCUGCAAAAUGACCAUCCUGCCUGGAUCUCUCCCCAGAACUCUAGAUCCCAUGUAGGCGAGUGCCUAUUAGAAACUGCCACCUGGAAGGCCUCUUACAGGUGCCAACUGUCCUUAUGGAGCUCCUCUUGCCUCCACAGCCUUUUUUCUAGCUCAUUCUACCUGCUGUCCAAGCCAGAAAUUUCUUACAUGAUUCCCAUCAGUAAACGUAUAUAAUUCUGGGGCAUGAUUGUCCAUCCUACCAGUGUCUUCAUCAUUCCUUGCUGAGUCCAUUGUUGUGGUCUCUUAGCUGACCUUUGUCCCUGGUCCUUCCCCUUUCAAGUCUGUCGUCCUCUCUGCUGCCAAAGAAACUCUUAAAUUUCAAGUCUGAUCAUGUUAUUCUCCUGCAUAAAAUCCUUCAGGCUCCUGAGAGCUUAUAUAAUGAGACCAAACACCUUUGUCUGAGGUACAAGGGCCCUUCCUUACUCUGGCCUAUCUCUGCAUUACUAUCCUCCCCCUGCCCCCACCAUCCUCUUCCCUGAUGACAAUAAGCAACUAGUUCACCUUCGCAUCUUUGCUUAUACAGUUGCGUUGGCCUGGAAUACUUCCUUUCGGAUUCAUGAAUCCAAAACGACUAGUAUUUGUCUUUCACAGUUUGGUUCAUGUGUCAUGUAUAGAACCCUCCUGUGAACUCUCCUCUAAUUUUCAUAGUAAAAACUGGCUACUCCAUCCUUAUGCGCUUCCUGAGUGACCUGGACUAUUUAUGGAUCUGUCUUUGUGCAAUUAUAAGAGCCCUCUGAAGGGAGGAACUGUGUCCUAGUCAGCAUGUCCCUGUGACCAAGCAGCACUUGGCACUGAACAUACUCAACGGGCCAUGCCUUCAGAGCAUGUUCUUAACCUCUGUGCUGACAAAGGCAGGCCUGCCAGGGAGGCCCUGGCUGGCUUCAGCACCCCUUCAAGUUGUCAGUGUCACCAGUAAGCUGCUCAGGCCAAGCGUGCUGAGGGGAGCUCAGGAGGCACCUGACUAGAAGAGGGCCGAAUCAGCAGAGGAUGAGCAAGAUGCCCCAAAGCAGUGUUUCCCAGGGACCUGCCUGGACCCUGCCCUACCUCCUUAAGCUGCCUUUCAUGCCUGCCAUGCUUUUCACUUGCUUGAAACCAAAAGUAGAACACAGAAGUUUGUGAGUCAUCUUACCUUUCAAAUUUACAUUUGGUUUUGUGGGGUACUACUUGGUUGGAUUUGAGGGUUCAAGGGGUCUUGAAUGCAAGUUAACCAGAAACUCAAAAGAGAGCAGACCAUUAUGGCUCUGGAACCUGUGAAUUAUAAGAAAUAGCAGGGUGGGAAAAGCACAUACAGGCUCCAGGCCAGCUGCGCCCCCGCCGGCUGCUGUAGGAAAGAGCCUCUCCUGGGCAGUCCACGUGCUGCUACUCUCCGUCCCCUUUAAUAUCUUGAGUUCCAAUAUUAUUUUCUGCUAAAAAACAACAACAUGGACACAAAUGAUAACAUUUUAUUAUAGAAAAAGCAUCCCAAAUAUAGGAUUUCGUAAACACUGGUAGGUGAACAAGUGCAACUUUAAAUACAAAGUAAAGAGGCAAAACCUACAAGCAUUUUGCCUUUAAGAGAAAAUGUAAUGUUCUCUUGCAGAGGUGAUCCCACCCAGAGCACGGAUGUGGCUCCAUCUCCCAUAAAGGUAUCAGGUUUGCUUUCUGAACUAUGCCCAGUUUAACAAUUUCAAAAUGAUGGCAAGAAGUGGCAUUGAAUAAAUCACUGAUUCUUAACUUUCUAUUGACUGUUA
Messenger RNA from Lagenorhynchus albirostris (white-beaked dolphin), 7246 nucleotides. It is a transcript of the gene STK38, whose product is annotated as serine/threonine kinase 38. The transcript is spliced from 14 exons. The record is from RefSeq and is a predicted model, not a curated record. Gene Ontology annotation, biological process: intracellular signal transduction; peptidyl-serine phosphorylation. The coding region runs from base 273 to 1670 and encodes 465 amino acids. NCBI's taxonomy places the organism in Eukaryota, Metazoa, Chordata, Mammalia, Artiodactyla, Delphinidae. Gene Ontology annotation, molecular function: ATP binding; protein serine/threonine kinase activity.